Messenger RNA from Mizuhopecten yessoensis (Yesso scallop), 9793 nucleotides. Its product is annotated as papilin-like. The transcript is spliced from 36 exons. The coding region runs from base 408 to 6782 and encodes 2124 amino acids. Gene Ontology annotation, molecular function: serine-type endopeptidase inhibitor activity; protein binding. NCBI's taxonomy places the organism in Eukaryota, Metazoa, Mollusca, Bivalvia, Pectinida, Pectinidae. Gene Ontology annotation, cellular component: extracellular region. The record is from RefSeq and is a predicted model, not a curated record.
AUCGCCCCUACCUUAGCGGAAGGACAGGUAUAACGACUCUGGGUAUACCGCAUAUAGUCAGUGUUCACGACGGACAAGACACAUUUCGUUAAUUGGAAUAUAUCCGAAGACGUAAUUCUUAAUCAAAUUCAUUGGAAUUGUGAUAUAUAUUUUCAUAUUCCUGGACCGGUCUUUGGAUAAGGAUAUUUGCCGUGAUUAAUUUCGCCACAGGUGACCCUGUGUUCGUAGUGAUACCUGUCCGGCCGGACUGGACAUCGAGUGCUCGCCGUGUUUGGAUACUGACCAUCAGUGUUUGGAUAAAUUAUUUCGACCGAUAGCUGAGAUGACCAGCUCCAGAUCACAUAUCACUUUAUAAUGUGGGAAGGGCCAAGGCAUUUUAUGUGAAAGUUCUCGUGCACGUGGAGAAAAUGAGCGGCAGUCACCACAGCACUGCUAAUUAUGUAUUUAUAAUUCUGUCUGUGAUUAUCAGUAAGACAGCCGGUGACCACCAUGCCGGAGGUUUCGCGGGGGAGCAGGGGUCCAGAUACAUCUGGUCAUUCGGUCAGUGGACGGGCUGUUCUGUAGAGUGUGGACACGGUAUCCAAUUGCGUCAGGUGUCAUGUGUGGACCGUAAAACUGGACAGAUGGUAGAACAAUCUUACUGUGAGCAGAAUCUCAAGCCUUCACAACGACAGAGGUGUAAUAAUGGGCCUUGUACAGAUCAACACAUUGAGGACUCUGUGCAGUGGGCCCUGGGAGACUGGGGGACAUGUUCCACCACUUGUGACAUAGGAGAUCAGGUACAGCAGGUCACUUGUGUUGCUGUUGGAGAAGGUGGCAGGUCAAGGCCAGUCAGUGAUGACCUUUGUAUUAAGGCAUAUGGCCGGAAGCCAGAGUACAUUCGUUCAUGUAAUGAGGAAGUUGCUUGUCCACAGUGGACAUCUACAGGCUGGUCUAAGUGUACAGCUGACUGUGGAAUCGGGGUUCAGACACGUCGUGUCUACUGUAUAGAACUCACACCUUCCGAGUCCUCUAACUACAGAAUUCUCCCUGAUGGUGCCUGUUCCCUGGAGGAGAUACCACCUACUCAGCAACAGUGUACUGACACCUCCUGUCAGAGCUCGGACUCGCGACCAGAUGGGGAUGGAACAAGGAACUGUCAGAACACAUUGUACGGCUGUUGUCAAGACGGCAGGACAGCAUCACUUGGACCUAGAUUCCAGGGCUGCCCAACAGAUGCACAGGAUAGUCGAUGUGGAUUAGAGAAGGACCGCGGACCCUGUUCCGAGUUUGGAGCUAAGUGGUAUUAUGACUCCGGAAGAAAAGGUUGUUUUCAGUUUUGGUACGGUGGAUGUGAUGGAAACACAAAUCGGUUUGAAUCUGAAGAAGACUGCCAGAAGCAUUGUUCGGGAUACACGGGUACUGUUGGAGGGACAGAAGUGGUGGUGGAGCCUGAUGAACCAAUUCUCGUCGGUGGAUGUGCAGGUACACGUUACGGCUGCUGUGAGGACAGACUAACUUCAGCCCUAGGAGAAAACCGACAAGGUUGUCCUGAGACCGAACCAGUUUUAAUUGGUGGAUGUGCAGGUACACGCUAUGGCUGUUGUGAGGAUGGUGUUUCCUCUGCUCUAGGAGAAAGUAGAUACGGCUGCCCUGAAACGCGUACCCAACAGCCCCCAGUGGUAGGAGGAUGUGGUUCUACACCUUAUGGCUGUUGUGAGGAUGGUGUUUCCUCUGCUCUCGGAGAAAAUAGAUAUGGCUGCCCUGAAACACGUACACAACAGCCCCCAGUGGUAGGAGGAUGUGGUUCUACACGCUAUGGCUGUUGUGAGGAUGGUGUUUCCUCUGCCCUUGGAGAAAAUAGAUACGGUUGCCCUGAAACGCGUACACCACGACCUCCGCUAUUAGGAGGGUGUCGUGGAACACGUUAUGGCUGUUGUGCAGAUGGUCGUACAUCAGCUCUUGGGGAGAAUAGACAUGGCUGUCCUGAAACGCUUGUAACUUCAGAUGUGUGCCGACUAGACAGUGAAAGAGGUUCAUGUUCUGACUAUACUGUCAGAUGGUACUACAAUUCUGAUGAGUCUCGCUGUGAACGAUUUUGGUACGGUAGCUGUGAUGGUAAUGGAAACAACUUUGCUGAUGAGCAGGAGUGUAAUGCAGCAUGUGUCAACGCCCCUGUUGUCACCUCAGCUCCGAGAGAGGAAUACAAGCCUGGCCAAUGUCCUCCCGUAGCCCGUGACCGUAGUGGCUCAUGUGAUAGCGAGUGUCAAUCAGACUAUGACUGUCAGGGAGCCCAGAAGUGUUGCACAAGUUCCAGUGGGUGUGGACGUUCAUGUCGGAGUCCUCAGGGAGAAACAGAAGAAUUCAAGCCUGGUUCCUGUCCCGUUAUUCCCCUUGGCCGGAUGGGUGCAUGUGUGGAGGAGUGCCGCUCUGAUUACGAGUGUUUGGCAGAUCAGAAGUGCUGCAGCAACGGAUGUGGUCACACCUGUCGGGAUACACAAUAUGAGCGCCCAGAGUACAAGGAAGGACAGUGUCCAGUUCUACGACAAGGUGAAGUUGGAACAUGUGCCAAUGAGUGUCAGACUGAUUAUCAGUGUUCCGGCACCCAGAAGUGCUGUUAUAACGGCUGUGGGUACUCCUGUUUCCAGUCUGGGGAUCAAAGAGUAGUACCAAUGACAGCUCCACGGGACCUGACUCCGGUGUCAGUAGAUGGCAACGCUCUGGCUGUCACCCUGAACUGGCAGCCACCUAAGGACACCAAUGGACAGAUCGAACGCUACAUGUUGUACUACACAACCAAUGCCCGGGAGGAGGAGGAUAGCUGGAACCGCCAGGAAAUGGUGGGGGACCAUCUCACCAGUACCGUCAACAAUCUCAAACCAAACACCUUGUAUUACUUCAAGAUCCGUGCUAGCAACCGUGAAGGCAUGGGGCCAGCCUCUAAGCCAGUAUUCUAUACUACACCGAAUGAGAUGGUGGCUCCCACUGGUCUACUGUGUGAGCGGGAACCAAUGAGGGGACAAUGUACUGACUAUGUCGUACGCUGGCACUACGACAGAGACGAUGCACGCUGUAAACGUUUCUGGUAUGGAGGCUGCAACAGCAAUGGCAAUAACUUUGAAUCUGAGGAGAAAUGCUUACAGAACUGUAAAACACCUGUAAAGGUACAAGAUGUGUGUGUGUUGCCCUCGGUGACGGGAAGAUGUCGUGCUGCCCACAGACGUUACUUCUUCAACUCUGCCACAGGGUCAUGUGAACUCUUUACCUACGGAGGAUGUAAUGGCAAUGCCAACCGCUUCACCACUCGUGAGGAGUGUGUAGCCCGGUGUGGGGGUAGAGUUGACAAUAGACGUCUGUGUGUGGUGUCCCAGUAUGGCUGUUGUAGAGAUGGAGUAACACCUGCUGAUGGACCAGACAACUAUGGCUGUCCAGAUCAUUGUGUGAGGAGUGAGUUUGGAUGUUGUGAAGACCAAGUUACAGCAGCAACAGGACCCAAUGAGGAGGGGUGUGAUGGUGUAGAUGGUGGGUCUGGGGACAUGGACACGGACAACGACUGUCGUGAGAACGUCCAUGGCUGCUGUCCUGACGGAACUCCUGCUAGUGGACCAAACGAGGAAGGCUGUGAUAGAACUGUUGAUGUUGAAAUUAAACCAUCCUCAGGAGACGAAUGUAACAAGCCUCAGAUGAGGGGUCCCUGCUCAGAUUAUACUGUAAAGUGGUUCCAUAACACUGACGAAAAGCGAUGUGAGCGAUUCUGGUAUGGAGGUUGUCAAGGAAACGGAAACAAAUUUGAAAGUGAAGAGGAAUGUACAAGAACUUGUGUAGAAAAAACUCAAGACAUAAACUUACCUUGUAAACUCCCCAAAGAUAUUGGACCAUGUCGAGCACUUGUACCUCGAUUUUACUUCAACCAGCAGACUGAAAGAUGUGAGCAGUUCGGAUACGGAGGUUGCCAGGGGAAUGCCAACAAUUUUGCGACUGUUGAUUUGUGUCGACAGACAUGCGAGGAGAUCAUCGUGGAGGAGCUUGAUACAUGUCAGCAGCCGAUGGAGAUCGGGCCGUGUCGCGCUAGUUACCCCCGCUUCUACUACAAUAGUCAGACACGCGAGUGUACACAGUUUACGUAUGGGGGAUGUGAUGGAAACGACAACAAUUUCGCCACCCGUGAGAAAUGUGUCCAGCACUGUGCUCCCAAUGUGAUCCCUUCAGUGACAGAUGCCCCUGUAGUGCCAGUGGAAGAAAAAGACAUUUGUCUUUUGGCCUACGAGACUGGGUCCUGCUCUGAAGCACAUUCGAGGUGGUAUUACGAUUUCAAUGAAGGAUUCUGUAAACAAUUUGUGUAUGGAGGCUGCGGACAAAAUGAAAACAACUUUAACUCGAAGGAGGAAUGUGAAAACAGCUGUAGCCGUGAACAUGUUUGUGGCAGUGGAGAGUCCAACUCCCCAAUACAGUGUAAUGCCUACAUCCGGCGCUACCGCUAUGACCGUGAGAGUGCCACCUGCCAGGAGUUUAUCUAUGGUGGAUGUGGAGGAAAUUCUAAUAAUUUUGCAACACAAGAGGCUUGUCUGCGCAAGUGUAUCACCGGCGGAUCUGUCACACGCCCCAUGUCACAGAAAGAAAUCUGUGCUCUGCCAAAGGAAAGUGGGCCAUGUUUUGCAUACAUGAGACGUUACUUCUUCGACUCCGACACCGGGUCAUGCGAGCAGUUUAUCUAUGGUGGAUGUAGUGGUAACCAAAACAACUUUGAGAAUAUUGAAACCUGUCAGGAGAAGUGUGCCGAGGACACAGUAGACGGGUCAGGGGAGGUGGAAACAGACAGUUCAGAGUAUUGUGGUCUAGAGAUGGACGCAGGGCCUUGCCGCUCCAGUGUCCCUUCCUGGUACUACAGUCACACAGAGGGCCGCUGUAAGGAAUUCCUGUACGGAGGAUGUGGGGGCAACAAUAACCGAUUCAAUUCGCAAAUAGUGUGUGAGGCAUCAUGUAGUGGUGAUGCUGUGUGUAUGCUACAACCAGACAAGGGUAACUGUGUCCGGAGUGUCCAGCGCUACUACUACGAUGUAUCUCAGGACGCCUGCGUCAGUCUGGACUAUGGCGGCUGUGGUGGCAAUGCUAACAACUUUGAAUCCCGGGCAGCAUGUGUCGGCAAGUGUGGAGGUUCAUACGUCACUCCAGAACCACACAGUGAUAAUGUGUGUGCCAUGGACAAUGACAGAGGUUCUUGCAGUAACUACGCUGUGCAGUGGUUUUACAAUCAAGAUGAAGGAGUUUGUGGCCGCUUCUGGUAUGGUGGAUGUGACGGCAAUGGCAAUCGAUUCAGCACAGAGCAGGAAUGCAAACAGAGAUGUGGUGUAGAGGUGGUCACUGCUCGGCCCCGCCCGACUUAUGCCCCGGUCACAGUACGCCCAACUUAUGCUCCUGUGACCACCCCCAGGCCUGACCCUGUUUACACACCCCGACCAGCAUAUACCACUCCUAAUCCAGACACUAAUGUCAUUGUCGAGUAUGACAUCUGUGACCUUGACCAGGCACGAGGGCAAUGCAGUAACUACACGGUCAAGUGGUACUUUAAUAAAGAUGACCAGAAAUGUAUGAGGUUCUGGUACGGAGGCUGUGAUGGUAAUGCCAACAAUUUUGAUGAUGAGGCGGAGUGUCAGAAUAUUUGUGUGGAGCGUCGCCGCCCAGUAGUCACUCGAACUCCAGUGACCCCUCGACCUACCAGGGGUCGCGGCGACUGCCACCUAACACGUUUUGGGUGUUGUCCGGACGGAGUCCUCCCGGCCGCCGACAUCUACUUCAGCAACUGUAGAGACCCCAGUAGUGGAGGCUCAGAGGAGACUGGACUCAUUGAUGGCGACUACACCUCCAUCAUAGAACAGCCAGGACAGGAUGUGAUGCUGCCCUGCUCCGGCUACAAACCAGGCACAAACACGGGAACCAUCGCCUGGUACAGGGAUGCAUUCUUGGUGUCUAAUGACCGUCGCUAUGUAAACUACCAGAACGGCUCCCUCCUCAUACGCAGUAUCUCCAGUCAGGAUUCUGGGGUUUACGCUUGUCGUGUCACCAACGGCAACGUACUACCAUACAUAGAGAGAUACAGAUUACAGGUGGAAGUGGCCAUAGGAAUCUUCCCAACUCCUGCCAAGAUUGUAGUGAAGCCAGGAGGUAACGCUUUCCUUCACUGCCAAGCAUAUGGUACGCCCCGCCCUUCUGUUUCCUGGACCAAGGGAGGCAACCAAGUCCUGUCUGGUGGCAAGUUUGCAGUGUUUGACAACGGUACUCUGAUCAUCUCCCAGGUUAACGUCCAGGAUACUGGGGACUAUGUGUGUAUGGGUAGCAAUGGUGUGUCCACACCUGCAGAACGCAUCAUGAUGUUGUCUAUAAGAGAAUCGCUGAGAGUGGCCAUUGAUGACAUUAACAUCAAGAAGCCAAGGGAAGGUGAUCGACUUUACCUUACCUGUCGAGGGUAUGGCUACCCUGAGCCAACCCUCAUGUGGGAGAGACUGGGGCGCCCCCUACAGAAUUCCCCUGGAGUGUUUGUAAGGGGAGGUGACCUGCGCAUCACUAGUCUGACCUUAGAUGACACAGGACUCUACACCUGUAUCGCCAACAACAACGAAGAGAAAGUGGAGGAUGAUAUCUCUAUCCAGGUCUUACAGAAAGAUGCCACACUGCCUGACUGUAAGGACCGUGCUCCACUGAUGAAGUGUCGACUAAUCGUGACAGCUAUGUUAUGUAACUACAGUAUAUACUCCAAACAAUGUUGUGGUAGCUGUGAGCGAGAAAGGUCACGGCUGAUUGGCUAAUCUGUGAACCAAUAAUACUCCAUAACACAUUACACAAACAGCUAGUGAGACGAGGAGGCGGAGAGUGGAUUUUGAAUGCUGUGGUUUAACAUUGGGAUCACAGUGACCUGUAUUGACCUUUCUGUCCCGUCUACUCAAUGUUGGGCUGAAGAGCAACCCAUCGGGACAGACAGCUAGGUCACUAGUUCUCUGAUCAUUUAAAAUACCAAAGAUGUGCAUUUCUAUAGGAGACUUGAAUUCCCUGUUGUUAGCAGGAAGCUGAUGGGUAGAUAAUUUUGUUGAAUCGGUUCCUGCUGAGAUCAAGAGUGCUUACAUUCUGCCUGGAGGUUUGCACUAACUGUACACCAUAUGGCAUUGUUGAACAAAGUCCCAUCAAAAUGUUCAAAAUGUUUUAAUAAAUUGUUUUGUAAGAUUGUAGAUAAUGUUUAGUAUAUAUUUUCAUGUCUGUCACUCACAAUAACAAACAAACCUGCUUCUCAGUAAAGUGUAUAUCAUAAAUGUCAUGAAUGUGACUUUUCAGUAUAGUUUUUAUCAUUAAUGUCAGUCAUUAAUGUGACUUCUCAAUAUAGUUUUAUUAUAAAUCUCUCAUGUAAUCAAUUUUCAGUAUCAUGUACAUGACUUUAUAUUGCUCCAGGCAUUGUAUUUAUAUUUACUAGUCUUUCUUCAUAUUCUCUAAUUAAUGUUUAUCUUUCGAUUUUUAUGGUAGCAAUAAUUUCAUUUUUUCUCUGCUAGUUUCAAUUCACCAAUGUCUAUCAUAUAUAAAUUUCUGGUUGUUUUGUUUUCAAAAUUGACAUUAUUCAUUGAGUAACUUCAUUGAAGUUUUGAUGUAGCUGAAAUUUUAGAAUUAUUUCCAUAAGCAGCAUUGACAGCUGAUUGGAGUGCCUGAGUUGACACUGUAUUGCCUUAUGGUUGGAUAGAGGUUAGUCACACCUUCUACAUGGUGUCUAUAACUAAGCCUGCUAGGUAACAAUGGUGUGUGUUAUUGACAUGGAGCUGUAAUGCAUUGAUAAACAUUACCUGUGUUUUCUAUGUUGAUUGUGUGUAUGUAUGCAAUGCUAUGAAAUUAGUUUUCAAUAAAAGAACCAAAUGAUCAGAUAUCUGCUACAAAUAAUGUACACAACUGUGUGUGUUAACACUUUACACUCAGCUGUGUAACUGCUGUGGGUGUUAACACUUUACACUAGUUGUGUAACUGCUGUGGGUGUUAACACUGUUGACAGUGACCACACAGCUGUGUAACUGUUAUCUGUACUCGUUCUGUGCGUGUUGACAGUGACCAAAAAGCUGUGUAACUGUUAUCUGUACUGGAUCUGUGUGUGUUGACAGUGACCACACAGCUGUGUAACUGUUAUCUGUAAUGGUUCUGUGUGUGUUGACAGUGACCACACAGCUGUAUAGCUGUUAUCUGUACUGGUUCUGUGUGUGUUGACAGUGACCAAACAGCUGUGUAACUGUUACCUGUACUGGUUCUGUGUGUGUUGACAGUGACCAAACAGCUGUGUAGCUGUUAUGUGUACUGGUUCUGUGCAUGUUGACAGUGACCAAACAGCUGUGUAACUGUUAUCUGUACUGGUUCUGUGCGUGUUGACAGUGUCCACACAGCUGUGUAGCUGUUAUCUGUACUGGUUCUGUGCAUGUUGACAGUGACCAAACAGCUGUGUCACUGUUAUCUGUACUGGUUCUGUGUGUGUGGACAGUGACCAAACAGCUGUGUAACUGUUAUCUGUACUGGAUCUGUGUGUGUUGACAGUGACCACACAGCUGUAUAGCUGUUAUCUGUACUGGUUCUGUGUGUGUUGACAGUGACCACACACCUUUGUAGCUGUUAUCUGUACUGGUUCUGUGUGUGUCGACAGUGACGACACACCUGUGUAGCUGUUAUCUGUACUGGUUCUGUGUGUGUCGCCAGUGACCACACACCUGUGUAGCUGUUAUCUGUACUGGUUCUGUGUGUGGCGACAGUGACCACACACCUGUGUAGCUGUUCUCUGUACUGGUUCUGUGUGUGUUGACAGUGACCAAACAGCUGUGUAGCUGUUAUGUGUACUGGUUCUGUGCAUGUUGACAGUGACCAAACAGCUGUGUAACUGUUAUCUGUACUGGUUCUGUGCGUGUUGACAGUGACCACACAGCUGUGCAACUGUUAUCUGUACUGGUUCUGUGUGUGUCGACAGUGACCACACACCUGUGUAGCUGUUAUCUGUACUGGUUCUGUGUGUGUUGACAUAGCUGGCUCUACCUUACAUGUACUCAUUAAAUGUCCUUGUUACAUGAACAUACAAAAUACCUCACAGACCCUGAUAUAUAUACAUUUCCACCAGUUUUGCUUGUCAUAGAUUAGUUAGAGAACACCCUAGACUGUCUUCCAGAUUUCUCUGAGAUGCACAUCAGUUCCAUACUACAUGUAUCUAUUGACUGACAACAGUCUCCAUUAUCAUACCAUGCAAACAAAUGCUCCAUCUAUUAAACUACCAAUGCUUUUCCUGCAAGCAACAAAAAAACAGGGCAGAAGUCACACUUGUUCAGCUUAAAUAUUUACUGAAAACACUAGAGCUGAUAUAGGGCGUGUACACUAAGGUACUGUAGUUACAACUGUAGCCAGCACUAGGGCUGCUACAGGGCAGGAUUUGGACUCAAACAUAGCUAGGGAUUGUUCCAUCAGUUUCCAGGUUAGUGAGAAUUAACCUGUACCAGGCCAGUGUCAUAUAUACAGUGUAUAGAAUAUUAACACCUUUAUCAUGUUACUGCAAUACCAGACUCCUCUCCACUGGUCACAUUAUUGUGUGUAUUAUAUCUACAGUUCUGAUGUUUUAUACAAAACCCUUGCAUAUAAGUUCCAUCAGAAACAUUGAUUGCUUGUAUUAGAUUGUUUAUAAGCCGAAUACAAAACCUGCCAAGUCACUUUCAUUUGUGCAGGUCAACCUGAAAAUGACCUCCAUGACCAGUGCAGAUUGUAGAACUAGUAUCCAUGUAUUUUAGAAUUUCUUGUAUUUGCAGCGCUUAUCCCAACA